Messenger RNA from Misgurnus anguillicaudatus (oriental weatherfish), 1538 nucleotides. Lineage: Eukaryota; Metazoa; Chordata; Actinopteri; Cypriniformes; Cobitidae. The record is from RefSeq and is a predicted model, not a curated record.
CGAUUUCCCGCUUCUGAUUGGUCUAAAGCAACGAACCAAACGCGCUUUAAUCCAAUGAACUCUCAGGAGGGAGAAGCACGUGGGAAGUAAACGCAGUGAUUGGUCGCAGUUACGCGUGACGUCAUGGGUCAGAGUUGAGCGUGGUGUUCAUCAAAUCCCUUUGACACAAUGGAUGCUGAGGAGAGGACAGACGACAGUGGUCACCAAAGGUGGAACUGCAAACGUCACAACUGUAUCAAUCCCUAAUGCAAGAACAGAUCGAGUGGUCGGCCGCUGGUUAGUGGGAUGCAGUGGUUUGGUUCUGGGUGCUGUCAUUCUGGGAGGUGUGACUAGGUUAACAGAAUCUGGACUUUCUAUGGUUGAUUGGCAUUUAGUGAAGGAGAUGAAGCCACCUCGCACUCAAGCAGAAUGGGAAGAUGAGUUCUCCAAAUAUAAACAGUUCCCAGAGUUUAAAAUUAUGAAUCACGACAUGACGCUGACGGAGUUUAAGUUUAUCUUCUACAUGGAGUGGGGUCAUCGUAUGUGGGGUCGACUGGUGGGAUUAGCUUACAUUCUUCCUACUGUAUAUUUCUGGAGAAGAGGAUACUUUAAUCGCUCGAUGAAAGGCCGUGUUUUGGGCCUUUGUGGCUUUGUCGUGUUUCAGGGUCUUCUCGGCUGGUAUAUGGUGAAGAGUGGACUGGAGGAAAAGCCAGAAUCGUACGACGUCCCUCGUGUUAGUCAGUACAGACUGUCAGCUCAUCUGGGUUCAGCUCUUCUGCUGUAUUGUGCCAGUCUCUGGACAGGACUUACGCUACUGCUGCCUCCUAACAAGCUUCCAGAGAGCCGGAGUUUGCUUCAGCUCAGACGGUUUGCUAAAGGUACCGGAGCUCUGGUCUUCCUCACAGCUCUCUCAGGUGCAUUUGUGGCUGGACUGGAUGCAGGUUUAGUGUAUAACUCCUUCCCAAAAAUGGGCGAGCGCUGGAUCCCUGAUGAUCUGUUGGCUUUCUCCCCAACCAUCAAAAAUGUGUUUGAAAAUCCCACAACAGUUCAGUUUGAUCACCGCUGUCUGGGCAUCUGCUCAUUGGCUGCCAUCACAGGACUCUACCUCUUCUCCAGACGAAUGUAUUUACCCAGGAGGACAAAGAUUGCCAUCGGAUGUCUCACUGCUAUGGCCUACACACAGGUGGUCCUUGGCAUCACUACACUUUUGUGUUACGUUCCCACAUCACUGGCGGCCACACAUCAGUCUGGAUCUGUGGCGCUCCUCACUUUGGCCAUCUUUGUUUUGGCUGAGCUGCGUAAAGUGGUCAAGUAGAUAUAAUGAGGUUCUUGGAAUGUGUAUAUUUCAUUAAAUUAUUCUUUAAAGUGCAUAAUUUGAUCAUGACAUCAUGUUGGUUUGUAUGUAUGGGUGUAUAUAACAGACCCAGCCCACUGUCAUUGUGAAAAACAUGUUUUAUUUGUGCAAAUUUUGUAACUAUAUGAAAAUAAUCAUUUGCUUCAUAAUGUCUGACAUUCAUCCUGAGCUCACUGAUCAGAAUAAAUCACACAUGAAGUUUUAA